UGUGAAAGUUAUAACACAGAGUAGCCUCUAAAAAAAUUUUGUCUUUUGAAUUGUAUUUUCCAGAAAAUGAAUUCGACUGUGGAUCUUUAUUCCCCGUGUGCACGACAGAAAACAGCUCCCAGGAGCACGUUUGCCACGUGGACCGUCCAAAUGAAAGAAUCCCCCUCCAGAGUUCUGCACAGCAUCAGGACUUCUACCUGCUCCAAACGCACGAUCCCAGCGCGAACGCGUCAUCCACUGUCGCGAUGCCGGAAACGGGAGGAAACCGAGACGCAGACGUGGGAGCGGACGAUCCUGACGCCGUGGCCUCUCCCUCUAUGAAUGUGUUCCCGGUUAUGGAGGAGAGCUUGUCUGAAGGUGCCUUCACGUCGCCACAACCACCUAAGAGCUUUAAAGAGUUCGUAGGCUGCAACUCUGACCUGGGCAGAGCCGUGGUACCGGCGGCCGUCCUCGCGGGCUACACUGGAAGUGGCCCCAUUCAGCUGUGGCAGUUCCUCCUGGAGCUGCUGACCGACCGCAGCUGCCAGUCGUGCAUAAGCUGGACGGGAGACGGCUGGGAGUUCAAGCUGACGGACCCCGACGAGGUGGCGCUGCUGUGGGGUCUGCGGAAGAACAAGCCCAGGAUGAACUACGAGAAGCUGAGCCGCGGGCUGCGCUACUACUACGACAAGAACAUCAUACGGAAGACGGCCGGCAAGCGCUACGUCUACCGCUUCGUCUGCAACCUGCAAGGCCUGCUGGGAUACGAGCCCGGCGAGCUGCACGCGCUGCUGGACGCCGGUGGCCAGAGUCAGUGACGGCCCGACGAACGCCUUGAUCCAGAUGUGAAUAGAACCUAUUUAUGAAUGCAGACACGUGCCUUGGUUAAUGACAAACCAUGUAAAAGAAAGUUCACAAGAAUGAGACGAAAGUCUUUUUGUGGUUCAGACAAUGACAGAAUUAAAAAACACAAAUGAAUUGAUUAGAGCUGAGGGGUGAACACGUGAGCGUGACCAUGAUUCCACUCGAGGAGUGGGACGUCACACGCGGAGCAGCUCCCGCUGAGCUGGAGGUAAAUCUGUGCCAGCAGGGAUCCAGUGGGAGACGGGUUCUGCCAGGGGGGGUUAACGGAGGCCAGCUGGUGGUUGGACCGGUGGAAGCUGCUUCGGGCUCCUCCCUCCAUCCUUUGGGUCAGUAAAGUACCGCACCUUGUACUAGUCGACCACGACAGCCAGCGGUUCCGUGCACCACGUGGCCGGCGGAUGAGGACGGGCUGCGCGUGGGCGGACGAACCAGGUCCUGCUGAGGACGGAGCAGCUCAUCCGAACAUUUCUGGGCCCGUGUGAGAAUUGCUUAAUGAUUUAUUGGCUUCUGUCUCAGCAGGAAUUCGUUCUCCUCCGCUGGUUUGGAGAAUGCCCCUGCGGGAUGGAUUGUCCCCACGUAAACGUGCAUGUGUGCAUUGUGGCGGUAGAGACACAGACUAGACAGGAUUGUGACUUUGUCUGACAAUAGGCCUCAACACAUGGAUGUGAUUGUUUUGUUCCAGUAGCUCUAAACCAGGUAAAUGGCCGUUGUGUAAAACCAUACAGUUGUAUUAUUACUACUGGUCUUUUACAUUGUAAAGUGCCUUGAGGUUGUUGUCAUUUGUUUUACUUAA
Molecule: messenger RNA, 1636 nt
Organism: Betta splendens (Siamese fighting fish)
Lineage: Eukaryota; Metazoa; Chordata; Actinopteri; Anabantiformes; Osphronemidae
Product: protein C-ets-2-like
Exons: 5
Coding region: 246-797 (183 amino acids)
Biological process (GO): regulation of transcription by RNA polymerase II; cell differentiation
Cellular component (GO): nucleus
Molecular function (GO): sequence-specific DNA binding; DNA-binding transcription factor activity, RNA polymerase II-specific
Source: RefSeq, a predicted model, not a curated record